AAAAAAGGAGGCGGAGCUAGACAUUUGAAAUCCGCGGUAAACUGAAACAACGUCUGUUUAAGUUUGGCUGUGUCGCGACACGAAUAGAAAGCGUUUCUACCAUGACCAACGAGGAUGCGAAGGUUAUACCAGUACGGGUCGCCUUGCGCUGUCGUCCUUUAGUGUCAAAAGAACUCGAUGAGGGAUGUCAGAGCUGCCUUACCUUCGUCCCAGGAGAACCACAGUUGGUGGUCGGCACAGAAAAGACGUUCACGUACGACUAUGUAUUUGAUCCCACUGUAGAGCAGGAAGAGGUCUUCACUACUGCAGUGUCACCUUUAUUACAUGGGCUAUUCAAAGGUUACCAUGCCACAGUUAUUGCAUACGGACAGACCGGGUCUGGAAAGACUUUUUCCAUGGGGGGAGCAUACACAUCUGCUCAAGAGAAUGAUCCCACUGUUGGUGUUAUUCCACGAGUUAUCAGGAGUAUCUUUGAAGAAAAGGAAAAGAGUACAGACUGUGACUUCAAGAUGAGAGUAUCAUAUCUGGAGCUCUACAAUGAGGAUGUUUUGGAUUUAUUGUGUACCGCUAAAGAUAAAACAGUUGUGAGCAUUAGGGAAGACCCCAAAGAAGGUAUUAAGAUUGUGGGGUUAACUGAGAAGAAGGUGGUCUCUGCUCAAGAGAUGGUGAGCUGCCUGGAGCUGGGCAACUCGGCUCGCACCGUGGGCUCCACAGCGAUGAACGCUGCCUCGUCACGCUCACAUGCCAUCUUUACCAUCACGCUGGAUCAACGCAAAGGGAAAGACAAAAUGGACUCAGUUGUUUCCAAACUGCACCUUGUGGAUUUGGCUGGCUCAGAAAGGCAGAAAAAAACCAAAGCAGAGGGGGAUCGCUUAAAGGAAGGCAUCAGCAUCAAUAAAGGACUUUUGGCUUUGGGUAAUGUGAUCAGUGCCUUGGGGGAUGAAAGUAAGAAAAACGCCUUUGUCCCUUACCGAGACUCCAAACUCACUCGCCUGUUGCAAGAUUCUCUCGGAGGCAACAGUCACACAUUGAUGAUAGCAUGCAUCAGUCCUGCGGACACGAACCUGGACGAGACUAUCAACACGCUGCGAUACGCUGACCGAGCUCGGCAAAUCAAAAACAAGCCUGUGGUCAACGUGGACCCCAAAGUGGCAGAGAUGAACCGUUUAAAGCAGCAGGUUCAGGAGUUGCAGGUGAUGCUUCUUCAUGCUCGUGGAGGAGUGGCCCCAGCGCUCUCUGGGAAUGAAAAAAGGUUGUUGGAACAGAACCGCACUCUGCAGGAGCAGAAUACUAAAUUGAGCAAGGAGCUGAGUGAGACUGUCGGACAAACGGCUCUCAUGUUUGAGAAGAUAAUUACGACGGAGCACGUCAACGAGAAACUUCGAGGCAAACUGGAACAACUGCAGCGCCAUGCAGCUUGCAGAAUCGACCUUGAGAAAGUAUUGGAGACACUACAGGAUCAGGAGUUGAAGGAGAACGUUGAAGUGAUGAAGAACCUUCAAGAAGUUAUCUUAGAGAUCAAGCGUGAGAGUGCAGGCAUUGCCGCCUCUAUCGAUGCCAUGGCUGCAGGAGAGGAUAAGCAGUACAAUGAAGUCGAUGACCACCCAGUCGAAAGCGAAAGCAAUGCCACUGCGAGCAAUGACUCGCAAGAUGGCUUUACAGCCCGCCAUGCGCUGCAGCAGGCCCAAAUGUCCAAAGAGCUGAUCGAGCUGAACAAGGUGUUAGGUUUGAAGGAGGCCUUGGUUAAGAAGAUGUGCCAGAACGACAGCCAGCUGGAGUCGGUGCAGUCGGAGCAGCAGCUAAACUUGCAGGAUCUGCAGAUGGCGGUAAACUCAUUGCAACAGGAGAAACAAGAGCUCGUUUUGGAACUUCAGUCUGCCAAGAAAGGCAAAAACCACGCCAAGCUGAGUGAACAGCGCCGGAAGCGUCUGCAGGAGUUGGAAGGCCAGCUGGUCGACAUGAAGAAGCAGCUUCUUGAGCAGUCCAAAAUGCUCAAACUCAAAGAGUCUUCUGUUCAGAAAGUUAGCAAGUUGAUGCAGGAAAUACAGGCGAUGAAGUCCCAGCGUAUUCAGCUAAUGAAGCAGAUGAGGGAUGACUCUGAGAAAUUCCGACUCUGGAAGAAGGAAAAGGACAGGGAGGUGAUUCAGCUGAAAGAAAAGGAUCGUAAACGUCAGUACGAGCUGCUUAGACUCGAGAGGGACUUUGAGAAACAGGCCAAUGUCCUGCGUCGGAAAACAGAGGAGGCUGCGGCGGCAAACAAGCGACUGAAAGUUGCUCUGCAGAAGAGAAGUGAAGUCGUAGAGAAACGCAAGGAUUCUCACGGCAGAGGGACGGAGGGAGCUGCUGCAAGGGUGAAGAAUUUGUUUCUCAGCGAGGCCGAGGUUAUGGUUAGCAUAGCAGAGGCCCGGCGUCACCUCAAUGACCUUCUGGAGGACAGGAAAGUCUUGGCUCAGGAGAUAACGCAACUCAGGCAGCAGAUUGAUGCCGGGGAGAAACCAGCUGCCAAAAUCAGGCGCCGGACACUGCUGUUGUCCGAGUUGGAGAAUCAGAGGGCGCUGGAGACACCUAUGAACAAACAGCUGGAGAACUUGACGACAGAAAUGGAACUCAGGAAUGCCCAGAUAGCUGACCUUCAGCAGAAGGUUCUUGCCGCAGACAGCGAGGGGCGUCUGAAACAGCGUAUAGAUGGCAUCGUAAGCAUUGUUGAUGCCAAGUGUGCCAUCCGAGUGCUGAUGACUGAGCUGGUGUCAGCCAAGACAGCAUCAGCCAAGCAAGAGAGUGAACUCCAACACGAGAAAGCCAACACGCACGAGUUAAACAAACGUUUGGCUGACGAGCGAAUAUUGAUGUCCAACAUGGACAUGGAGCAUCAGCAGCAGCUUGUGGAAUUAGAGCAGAGGCAUCAAGACAAAGUCCAGUGUCUCCUGAACCAGCUCCAGAGCAAACCCAUCGGUCAAGAGACUAAUGACGGAAGCACAAGGGAGGAGGAGCUCCUACAUCGCCUCAAACUUCAGGAUGAAGAGCUACAAAAACUGCGUGAGCUGUAUGAGCAGAGUCGAAACCUGGCGUUGCAGUAUAGUCAAGAUGCAAAUAUUUCAAGAGACUCUAGCAGUCCAGACAUCACCUUCUUCAAGCCGCCAUAUUGCUCACCAAUAGAGACGGUUCUAGAGGAUAUUGAAAACAGGGAACACAACACCCCAUGCCUAAAGCUACUACGUGUUUCAAAAGACGAGGACAAGAAUGUGGAUCAGGAGCUAGCCAAAAAUAACAUCAAAAUUCUCAAAAAGAAAAAGCGACACUUGUCAAAUUUUCAGAGUGGAUUUUUCUCCAACUGCACUCCAGUCAGAGAAGAGUAUCCUCCUUAUGAGUAAGUCAUCCACUAAGUGAAUAGCUAGUUUUGGAUUUUAACUGGAGGUUUUGUUUUUGAUCCCUCGUGUUAGUUUGUUUAACUUGUCCUGUGUUCUAAGUUUAAUAAAGUCUUAAGUGUAAAGCUUG
Syngnathus acus (greater pipefish) is the source of this 3495-nucleotide messenger RNA. It is a transcript of the gene kif4, whose product is annotated as kinesin family member 4. Gene Ontology annotation, biological process: mitotic spindle organization; microtubule-based movement. Gene Ontology annotation, molecular function: microtubule binding; ATP binding; microtubule motor activity. The record is from RefSeq and is a predicted model, not a curated record. NCBI's taxonomy places the organism in Eukaryota, Metazoa, Chordata, Actinopteri, Syngnathiformes, Syngnathidae. The transcript is spliced from 27 exons. The coding region runs from base 102 to 3371 and encodes 1089 amino acids.